Cylas formicarius (sweet potato weevil) is the source of this 2135-nucleotide messenger RNA. RefSeq lists its product as uncharacterized. The transcript has 3 exons. The record is from RefSeq and is a predicted model, not a curated record. Bases 115 to 822 code for a protein of 235 amino acids. NCBI's taxonomy places the organism in Eukaryota, Metazoa, Arthropoda, Insecta, Coleoptera, Brentidae.
GAGUGGAUCCAAGAAGAUAAGUCAGCGCCUUUUUGAUUAUAAAAUAAUUGACGGGAAUCGACAAAAGUCAUUAGUUUAUGUGAUUUAGAAACAUCAGCUCAGUACACCAGCAACAUGAAACUAUUGGCGGCAGCUCUAUCGGUCCUCUUGGUCUUCCAGGCCGCACAAGCCGACACUUCCCUUAGUGACGUCGUGAGAGCUGUUCUGCACAAUGUCGUCACCGGUCUAGGAGACUUCGUGCAAGAAUCCAAAAAUUUAAAUGAGGCAGCUCUUGGUAACAUCACCGGGUUUUCCGAAGUGUUCCUGAAAAUAAAACUGGCCAUUGCUGAUCAGAUUUUCGAUGGCGUCACCGAACAGCUGGGAGAACUGCUAACAAAGGUGGAAGCAAACACCACCACCGCUGGUGAAGCGAUCAUCAACUGCGUGAGGGACCAAAAAUCGGCCGCGCAGGAAACUUUAACUAACGUUGUUACCGACAUCAACGCCUGCGAAGAGACCAAGUUUGACGACCUAAACAAAGGUCAGAAAGUUAUUGUGGACGCUCUCGAUGCUUUCCAAGUCGCCCUUAAGAAAGUAGACGACGACUUCGAAAGUUGCUUCUUAGGCGACCUGUGCUUAUUGCAGCUUGUCCAAGGUCUUCAAGGAUUAUCCGAUGAAGCUUCUGGCGUAGGAGAUGCCAUAAAGGCGUUCAUCGCCGAAGUGGCAGAUUAUGGCAACCAAAUAGCCGCGUGUUCGUCAACCGAAGAGCCGGUUUUGCGGCAACAAGCCGAAGAUAUCUUUAACGCUGCAGCGGAUUGCAUUCAGACUAAUAUCAACGCUUAGAUUUUUGCGAAAUAAACAUUUGUAUUUUACUGCUACUUUCCGGAAAUCAUGCCCUUUGAAUGCUACGGUUCCAUUUUGAUAACGUAAUAACUGAGAUAAUGUUUGUUGCCAUAAUAUUGAAAAUAAAUUUAUCAGUGUCAGUGUAUUAGAUAAGUUCAGCUUAAGAUCAACACCAAACGCUGUGUGAACUUCAGACCGUUAUUUUUCAGUAGGGUAACAUUUUAUUGUUGACCUAAACGCUACUGCUCUUUACUUUAUCAUAACUGGAAGCAUGGUGCUAUUUGAUUUAUACUGGAUCACAGUGAUGUAUCUGUGUGAAACAUUGUGUAAUAAAAUCAGAUAAAGACAGUGAAAGUACAAAGUUCUGGAUGGAUUGUGUACAAUCUUAGUGCAGCCGUUUAGUUGUAUUUUAAGGAUACCAUUUCAGAUUAAUACGAAAACACAAUUAUGUUUCUGUCAUCUGGCUAAUGUCAUCAUUUUAAAAUCUUGCGUCGAUUCAUGAUUAUAAAUUAUUGAAAUUUCAAGUCUAAAUAUGAUAGUUUGCAUUGAUACAAGUGCGACAAUCUGGGUAUCAGUGGUAAAAUUAUAUCUAGAUCACUCUCAAUUCGUGAGUGCGAAUAAUUAUCAGUCUAGCGAAAUAAAUAUGUCUUCAGGGGUGCCACAGGGAUCGCAUCUUCGACCACUCUUUACAACCAUUUCCGUCUAACGAUGUCUAGACGUCCUUGUAAUAAAUCACUUUCCUCUGUUUGCUAAUAAAUUGAAUGUUGGUGUUUGUCAAACGAUGCACUGGAGAAUUUUAUAUUUCAUUCAUUAAAUUUCUCUACUAUGCAAUUGUUCGUCCUCAUAUUGAGUCUUGAGUCUUCGCUAAACCUACUAUAACGUACAGGGUGAAUCCACAUUAUAUCGUUGCCUUCAAAAGUUAUGAGAAAAUGGUCAAUAAAAAACUAGUAGAGAUUAUUAGGAUACACAAUUGAUACACGGUGGCCCAAAAAAGCAUGACGAUUUAAAGACACAUUUUUCAUUUUAAAUUGUGCAUCCUAACAAUUUUACACUUUACUCUAUCGUUGACUCAUCCUGUAUCGUACUGGCUUUUAUCGCGUAAUGGCAAUUAUGGAAGUUACCUCCUGUCGGCAAUAACAUUCGUGUCCGGUAGGUAUUAAAGGGACGGAUUCUGAAAGGUUUUGGUAAUAAUUUUUUUUUGUUUAUUUAGGUGUGUAUAUUCUUACUUACUUAAAUUACACUAAGAAAAAACAAUGACAUAAAUAUAUACAAUAAAUUCAUAGCCAGAAAUAUCUAUAAAUAACUUCAUUUUU